AUGAAAGGUACAGCAAACGAGCAGUCAUAGAAAUAGACUGAAUAGACUGGGUUGAGAGGCAGUUCAUCACUGAGAAUCAUUGAGAACUCCAGAGAAUUAGACAAUAGAAUACUACAGUAUGUGGACACGUGGACACAUUGAAACAUCUUCCACUAAAGUCAUGUUGUCAUUGUGUCUGUAGGGAAGUGCCCGAGCCCCCUGAAGAACAGGGACUUCGUCACCAUGAGGUCAUGGCUUCCUCUGGGCAACGACUACCUGAUCAUCAACUACUCUGUCAAACACCCGGUAUGUACCUUUAUCUACACACAGUGUUGGUUGGCUCGGAAUAUUAUCAGCCGUCACAACGGACGAGUGGCUGGUCAUCUUUUUCGUACAAGUAGGAUUACUCUUGUGCUACAGCACCCAAAGAUGAUUUUACUUAUCUAAAGUUGAGCAUGUCUUAUAGUGAAAUUUGUACAAUAGAUAGAUGCCAUUAGCACUGCCUGCCAGAGGUCAACAUCCCUACAUGCCUCUGUUGUGACUUAUCACAGAAGUCCGGGUUGUGAAAAUUUUUUUUUUAAAAGAAAAAAAAGUCUAAAUAUAAUGUGAACAGCUGACUGGUUUAAUUUGUUAUGGUAAUUCAUUCGUGAAUAAUACUUUCAUUUGAUCGGUCUUAUUCCAGCAAUAUCCACCCAGAAAGGACUACGUGAGAGCGGUGUCGCUGCUGACAGGCUACCUGAUUCAGUCCAACGGAGCAAACUCCUCCACUCUCUAUUACCUAACGCAGGUCGAUCCCAAAGGUAAACCUUUUCACUGGUUAUAUACAGUACUGAGCAUCUUAAAUGAUUUAAAUAACAUCGUGUUUUGGUUGUUUACAGUACAGCUCUAUGCUGGUCAACACUGGAUAUGGAUACAGUGCAUCGUUGUCAUUGAGUGCUACGAGAACCCUGCUGUUUGUGUACGUAACAGCAUUAAUGUUAGCUGAAACUCCCCUCGCUUCACUCCACUGAGAGAGUCCUGUUGAAAUAUCUCUGUGUACACAGACAUAGGUCCUAGGAAGGAAUCAGACAAAGAUCAAACGCAAAAAGAUGAUGUUACAUAAGUCACUUUUUGAACCCUACUAGGCUGAUGAUAUGACCUGCGGAGUAUCCUUCCUAUCCAAGAUAUUGAAGGUGCUUUUAACGACUGUGCUCUAAAGAUGGGCAUUUUUGACCGAAAGCGUAGCCAUUAAAAUACUGACAUUGCAUCUGAUUGAAGUGUGGAGAGACCAUUUCACUACAGUAUAUAUCUUCUCUUGCACCUUUUCUAAACCUAAAGGCGGGGUGCAGCAGAUCACCACAUUGUCUAAAACUACUACGUGUGUUCCAUUGUAAUUUAACAACUGUUUUCAUCAUUGGACCUAGCUUUUGUAUUUUUAAUGUCCUAGUGCUACUAAUUAACUACGCAUAAAAUUGUUUGAGUGAGUGAUGCAUCGUUCUUGUGCUAUGUUGUGAUAUGUCUGUUGUUCCUUGUGUGGGAGCGUGGGUUCGAUGGCCGGCUGGACCAGUUAACCACACUGAGAAGCAUGUGUUUGUCGUGCUGAUGUCUGUUUGUUGUGCUGUGCGAGCUUAGGCGUGUUUGUAAUAAUUCGUGUGUGUGUCAUGCUGUGGUGUGGUGGUGUGUAGUGUGUGAGUCUGUGUGUGGUAUGUGUGUGUGUGUGUGUGUGUGGUGUGUGUGGGUGCUGUAAAGUCAUAGUGGUGUUUUUGUAUGUGUACUGUUACGUGUCAGUGUUGAGGAUAUGUGUAUGUGUAUGUGUGUGUUGUGGUGUGUGUGUGUGUGUGUGUUUGUGUGUGUGUUGUGUGUGUGUGUGCGCGUUGCUGUAAAACUCAUACAGCUGGCACACUAUCAUCACACUUCUGUACUGUAUACUGUCCUUACUGUAAACCAGGGGUCCUGCAGGAACUAUAUCUACUGUAUACUGUCCUUACUGUAAACCAGGGGUCCUGCAGGAACUAUAUCUACUGUAUACUGUCCUUACUGUAAACCAGGGGUCAUGCAGGAACUAUGUCAACAGGAAGCAGUGUGUUUUAUUAAAGAGAGAACACAUUUCUCAGUAUUGUAUUUGCUAUCAUAGGCCUGCCUGCAAUAAAUACUUUAUGAGUAUUGUAUUGGUGUUAAACUUUCAUGUUUUUGUCUGGACUGCAGGCUCCCUUCCAAAGUGGGUGGUGAAUAGAGUGUCUCAGUUCGUAGCACCAAAGGUAAUAUUAUAAUAUCAUUAUAAUAAUCGGUCCUGUCUUAGAAAUGUAGUAUCUCGAGAACUAGAGAGAGUGUGACUUAACAAAGCACAGGGGGCAACCUGUAUUUUCCGUCUCUGGUUUGGGAGAGAGAAAUUAUUGUGUACCUCUGCCUCCACCUAGUGGUUUCAGGAAGUACAUGCAUUUCCCAAAGAUGUUUUUGAUUGUUUUGAUUCCAAAAUCACUAUCAAGGAUACCAUGAAAAGUGUUAUUACCAUGGCGAUAGCUGUUUAUUACACAUUUAUUAACUAUUUAUAAACAAAUAAUUUACAGUGUAUUGCUUACUUAUAAAACCCUUCAAAACAUGUCUCAAGGCUUACCCGAGAGGCGCUUAGCUAACACAUCCAUUUAGAAUCUGAAUAUCUGUGCUCCCCCCCCCAGGCCAUGAAGAAGAUCUUCAAGGCCUGUCAGAAGUAUCCAGAGUGGAAGAGGAAGCACAACCCUAACCUGAAGCCCUGGAUGUAUCCUGAGCAGAACACCUUACCGUGUAUAAACGUGGCUGACCUCGUACUGCAGAGAGCUGACUCACUGGAGAACAUCGACGAGAGCAGCCUGACAGAGGAGAAACGAGCUCAACAUCACAGUGACGAUGAAGAGACCUAGGCUAACUCGGAGUGAAAAGACUGUUUUUUUAUAGAAUUGUGAGGCUGUGUUUAAAAUGACACCCUAUUUCCCUAUUUAGUGUAUUACUUUUGUGCAGGGCCCGUAAGGCUGUGGUCAAAAGUAGUGCACUAUUUAGGAAAUAGGGGGUGCAAUUUCCGACAGACCCUCUGCGUUGAGUUUGGUGUGUGUCUUUGCAUGUGUGUGAGAGUGUGUGUGUACAGUACAAAUAAUAUACAUGUAUGAUUUACUAUCAUUUUGAUCUGCAAAUUUGUCUUGUUGCAUUUAGUCGUAAUUUAUCUAUAACUUUUUGAGUCAGAGGGGUUUGACAGGGUAUUUUCAUAUAGCACAACAAAUUGGGAAAGAAAUAUGAUUAUUCUUCCAAAAAUAGACAAUGUAUUUACGGUGCUAUUCUUCAAUUCAAUGGUAUAAUAUCUAAUUGAUUAUAAUAAUAGUGUAAAACUUGUGUCUAUUUCAUAACUAAUUUAAAGACCCUAACAUGUUUUUUUUCUCCAUAUUCAUGUUUGAUUUGACUAAGUUUUCAUUUGAAGUGAGAUACAAUAGCCGUUAACAAUACAGUCACCUUAUCAUUCAGCCUACUACAGUAUAUUUCCAGGUCUCUAGUGCCUCCCAGUGGCAGUAAAACGUCAUAACAUUUCAUCAUCCCCCAGUGUUCCGGAAGCCAUGAGCGGUUAGAACAUUGGAAUGUUGUCAGUUUGUUAGGAAGUGAAUUAGCAUAAUGCACCAAGACAAGUGUGCUUUUGUACAGUGAUUGGCCCACUGAGGCUCCUAAUGACAGUCACAGGGGAGGAGAGAUGGAGAGAUGGCAGCAUAACAACACCUGAGGGAAUUCAAGCUCCUCUCUGGAAUCAUUAUAAUCAGUCAUAAUCUGUUAUAGCUUGUUAUAACCUUAGGGGUCAUGAAGCAUGUUUAGCUGUUAAAAGGUCAUUACUUCAGUUAUACUGUCACGUUCGUUCAUCGACGGGUCAGACCAAGGCGCAGCGUGAUAUGCAUACAUGUUUAUUUGACUUAUAAGCACAACGACAAAACAAGAAACGACAAGUCCAAGGUACACAAACAACAUACCUUCAACACGGAACAAGAUCCCACAACCCACUAGUGCCAACAGGCUGCCUAAGUAUGGUCCCCAAUCAGAGACAACGAGCGACAGCUGCCUCUGAUUGGGAACCACACCGGCCAACAUAGAUCUAGACAAACUAGAACCUAUAACAUAGAACAACACAACAUAGAAUAUACACACCCUGACUCAACAUAUAAGCGUCCCCUGAGUCAGGGCGUGACAUAUACUUUGGUCUUGCCUGUCCUGACUGAAUAUCAAAGAUUUUGUCUUUAUUAAUUAAAAAAUGUAUUAUUAGGCAUGUGGUUUCAUUUAAUUCUAACUGUCUUUUUGUAAGAUUUUCUGACAUGUUUCCAAAAUGGAGAGGCAUCAUGUUCAAUUCAACACACAUGUUAAAUAAAGAGAAGUUGUGUCCUGAUUUUAAGACCUUCGCGGCUGAUGUUCUUGAUUCCUAAUCGUAAUUUCUAAGUACAAAUUCCAAUUUUGACCGCAAUGUUUGUUUUUCUCUGUCGAUAAGGAACAUUUAUGGAUGACUGUAUCCUUUUUCAAACUUAAAAAUGUAGCUGGGGGCCAAUCCUCAGAAUCUGUAUUGUGUCAGGCACUUCCGGAUUCCCCAAGGCCACUUCCUGUCCCACUUCCUGUCCGCGUCAGUCAGAUUGUUUUUGAGGGAAAGGAAACGCCACUGUUGUCUAGAUUUCUCACACGACACAAAAGCUUCUCGUUGCUUUUAGAACUCACAGUUCAUUGCUUUGUCUAGUAUAAAACGUCUUCCAUUUUGAGUGAUCUUUGAGAAUUAAAGUGUGUGAUGUUAUUGUAUUGUGUGCACUCAUGAUCUCCAAAGAUCAACCAUAUAUUAUCCAUAAUCUGAGUUGCCUUUGAUUUUUGAAUAACAAUGUGUGUGAUUCAUGAUGCCCCUGGAACUUCAACUAAUGUGAAAAUGUGUAAUAUACAUGUGUGUGUAUGUGUGUCAGGAAAAUCCAGGACCACAUCUUGGUUACACCUCAACAGCCACAUUUUUGUAGCUAUUUCAAAUUCUUAUCUCUCAUUGGGUUGAAGCCCACAUCACGUGGUCUAUUGUAUCAAGUAGGCCUAUUGAAGCCCACAUCACGUGGUCUAUUGAAGCACACAUUACAUUACUUUUCCCACCAUGCACCUAACCUAACUAACACUAAACCGUAGGCUACGUAUUGCACAUACUGUGUAGUAUUUUUUGGUUAUUUUGUAGGCAAUAGGGAAUGUUUUUAAAAUAAGUGCAUGGGGCCCCCACACAGUAUAAUUAAAUGACCUGAUUGCAAGGUGUCCAUUCUUCAGCAUUAGGCCUAUUCCGAAAGUAAAAUAAGAAAACAAAUCUUACUUUUCUUGCAAAGGCAACGUAGUGCAGUCAAAAGAUUGAUGUGCAACUUUCAAAUUGAGGCUGAGUUUGUUGAACAGAAGAAUGUCGGCUAAACUCCACCGCCGCCCUCCCCUUUAAUUAAGAUCUCGUUGAUACUUUGCGGAGUAAACUAACCAUUGCAACAAAGUUGCGGACAGGGAUGGUGUUUCCUCUUCUUCUCCCGUCACAACUGAAAAACCGAGGGAUUCAAGCGUUUAAUGUUCCAUUGGGAUAACAACCACGCACAUCGAAACACAGCAAAAGGUAAUGCAUGAUUGUCAGAAUAUUUAGACUAAUAGGUUCGAAUGUUUCAGUGACCGUCUCGGAUCUCGCACUGUGACUGGGCGAUAUCCUGCAGCAUGAGAUUGUGAUGGAGCGCACUUCUUCAAUACAUAUAUAUUUUUUGCUAUAUGCCUAAUAAUGAUUUAAAUUAUCAUUAUUAUUGAUCAAUAUUGUCGUUUUCACUGUAACUGGGUGAAUAAUGACAGCAUUCCACUAUAUGUUACUUGUAGAGUUCUGUGUAGUCCUACCGCAGAAUAAUGAAAUAGAUUGUGUGUAAUAAUUUAUUUGACUAUUUUAAAUAAAAUUAUAUAUGACCAUUAUACUAUCACCUCUGUUUUGCUGUAGGCUAUGGGUUUACAGACCCACCCCAUUGUAGAUUUGCUAGGGUCAUCUCCCACCCUCCUCUUCGUCUUGAGUGGGUUUUGGGAUCUCGGAAUCUGUCUGUUGUGGAGUUUCACAGCCGAAACCUGAUUGAAUCAAGAACAGCCUUGACGAGCUAUUCAGUAAGUUAUUUGUUAGACAAUGCAGCAGUAUCAGCAGAACACGGAGAGACCUAAGAAGUUUAAAAUAAUCACUGGAAUUUCUCAUUUAAAAUACUUCCCCAAUUUUAGCUCUGUUUUUUUGGGAUUGUGGCGAGUGAGAUUAUUCAUUUAAAUCAAAUGUCAUGAAUGGCUGAAUGUUAUGUUGUUCAGUGCGUCUUGUAACAUGGCCCAGAUGAUAGUUCCUCUAUAACCCUACUGCAUGAAGUGUCUCAGAGCCGCUUGGGUCAGUCUUUGGUUGUUAGAUGUUUUGUGUGACGCACAACGUUACACUGACCAGAAUCGUUGACCUUCAGAGGCCUCUCUAUCUGUCUAUAGAUGGACACUACAGGCAUCGUUAUCUGUGACCCUGUUUUAGGUUUAAAUGUGACGCAGUAUAAUGCAGCAUAGAUUUGUAAUGGAGUUUCACAUGUAAUUUAGACUACGUAUCAAUAGAGAACUAGCUCCAAUGACAUUUUACUAUUCAACAAGUUUCCAAUCCCAAAGAUGACUUAGAUACUCCUGAGUUAACAUUACAUUCACUUUUGAUUUCCUGUUCUGUUUUCCUGCUCUCAAAUAUCAGAUGUGUCACAACAAGAAAUUAUUUCCAGUGGACUGUGAGAACUUAAAGAGAGUUUAGCAGGAUAUCAGUCAUUACUGUUGUCCAAAAUCCAAACGAAACACGGACAGCCUAUUUACAUGUGUUGUGUUUCAGUGAUGUCAGGUGCAUUGUGUUAUCAGCCAUAAUGUUUAAACAGUGAUUCAUAAUAACACCCGUGUUGCUGUGGUUAUUACCCUCAUCUUGAGGAUGGUUUCAACAACUCAUUUGGGAAGGACACACACACACACAGCUAUGUCUUACUAUACUCGUGAGGACUGUUUGGGGAGCAACAAUUGAUUCCCCUUCAAAAUCCUAUUUUCCAUAACAUUAACCCCUAAAUCUAAAUCUAAACCUAACCCCUAAGUCAAAAAUAGCUUUUUACAAGUGAGGACUGACAAAAUGUCCUCCCUUCACUGAAUAUUAGUUGGUUUGCUAUUCUUGUGAGGACUUCUGGUACACACAGGUAUAGUAAAACGUGCACACACACACACACACCACACACACACACACACACCAUUUUAUUGGUAAGUGCAUAGAACCUCAAGCUUGCCCUCUGCAUACUGUAGUCCAACCACUUCUUCUGUUUGUGCUGCAGGAACAGGCAGAAACAGCUUCCUAUUUCAGUUAAGACUCAUUUGGUAGGCCAUGGCAUUUCCAUCUAGAAGGACCCAUGAGCACCAACAUGUUAAGUUCAUAGGAGCAUGUCAAAUUAGUCUAUAUAUUUGAAAAAUUAAGGCAUACAGUGGCUUGCGAAAGUAUUCACCCCACCUUGGCAUUUUUCCUAUUUUGUUGCCUUACAACCUGGAAUUAAAAUUUAUUUUUUGGGGGGGGUUGUAUCAUUUGACUUACACAACAUGCCUAGGGGGGUGACUUACACAACAUGCCUACUACUUUGAUGAUGCAAAAUGUUUUUUCUUGUGAAACAAACAAGAAAUAAGACAAAAAAACAGAACUUGAGCAUGCAUAACUAUUCACCCCCCCCCCCCCCCCCCCCCCCCCCCCCCCCAAAGUCAAUACUUUGUAGAGCCACCUUUUGCAGCAAUUACAGCUGCAAGUCUCUUGGGGUAUGUCUCUAUAAGCUUGGCACAUCUAGCCACUGGGAUUUUUGCCCAUUCUUCAAGGCAAAACUGCUCCAGCUCCUUCAAGUUGGAUGGGUUCCGCUGGUGUACAGCAAUCUUUAAGUCAUACCACAGAUUCUCAAUUGGAUUGAGGUCUGGGCUUUGACUAGGCCAUUCCAAGACAUUUAAAUGUUUCCCCUUAAACCACUCGAGUGUUGCUUUAGCAGUAUGCUUAGGGUCAUUGUCCUGCUGGAAGGUGAACCUCCGUCCCAGUCUCAAAUCUCUGGAAGACAAACAGGUUUCCCUCAAGAAUUUCCCUGUAUUUAGCGCCAUCCAUCAUUCCUUCGAUUCUGACCAGUUUCCCAGUCCCUGCCGAUGGAAAAACAUGGAUGGUGUUCUCGGGGUGAUGAGAGGUGUUGGGUUUGCGCCAGACAUAGCGUUUUUCCUUGAUGGCCAAAAAGCUAAAUUUUUGUCUCACCUGACCAGAGUACCUUCUUCCAUAUGUUUGGGGAGUCUCCCACAUGCCUUUUGGCGAACACCAAAUGUGUUUGCUGAUUUCUUUCUUUAAGCAAUGUCUUUUUUCUAGCCACUCUUCCGUAAAGCCCAGCUCUGUGGAGUGUACGGCUUAAAGUGGUCCUAUGGACAGAUACUCCAAUCUCCGCUGUGGAGCUUUGCAGCUCCUUCAGGGUUAUCUUUGGUCUCUUUGUUGCCUCUCUGAUUAAUGCCCUCCUUGCCUGGUCUGUGAGUUUUGGUGGGCGGCCCUCUCUUGGCAGGUUUGUUGUGGUGCCAUGUUCUUUCCAUUUUUUAAUAAUGGAUUUAAUGGUGCUCCGUGGGAUGUUCAAAGUUUCAGAUAUUUUUUUAUAACCCAACCCUGAUCUGUACUUCUCCACAACUUUGUCCCUGACCUGUUUGGAGAGCUCCUUGGUCUUCAUGGUGACGCUUGCUUGGUGGUGCCGCUUGCUUAGUGGUGUUGCAGACUCUGGGGGCCUUUCAGAACAGGUGUAUAUAUACUGAGAUCAUGUGACACUUAGAUUGCACACAGGUGGACUUUAUUUAACAAAUUAUGUGACUUCUGAAGGUAAUUGGUUGCACCAGAUCUUAUUUCGGGGCUUCAUAGCAAAGGGGGUGAAUACAUAUGCACACACCACUUUUCCAUUAUUUGGUAAUUUUUUUCAUUUAAAACUUCACCAAUUUUGACUAUUCUGUGUAUGUCCAUUACAUGAAAUCCAAAUAAAAAUCAAUUUAAAUUACAGGUUGCAAUGCAACAAAAUAGGAAAAACGCCAAGGGGGAUGAAUACUUUUGCAAGGCACUGUAGAUACCCCCACUCUAUCCCCUCCAUGAUCCUACUUUUACACUCUGUCUGAACAUGUUCAGCUCAUUACUGUUUUCUUUGUCUUUCUGUCCUCUGGUGGUCAACCCCUCCCUCUCCCCCUCUCUCUGCCGCUCUCUCUCUCCAUCCUCUCUCUCCCUCCACUCUCUCUCCGACCACACUCUCACUCCUCUCUCUCUCACCUCUCGCUCUCUCUCUCUCUCUCUCUCUCUCUCUCUCUGUCUCUCCCUCCCCAGUUAAUGUCACCACUUCUGGCUCUUACUGA
Messenger RNA from Coregonus sp. 'balchen', 9357 nucleotides. The record is from the annotation of a GenBank genome assembly. Lineage: Eukaryota; Metazoa; Chordata; Actinopteri; Salmoniformes; Salmonidae.